Caenorhabditis bovis is the source of this 9606-nucleotide messenger RNA. The record is from the annotation of a GenBank genome assembly. Lineage: Eukaryota; Metazoa; Nematoda; Chromadorea; Rhabditida; Rhabditidae.
AUGAGCGGAACAAAAAGUAUCAAUAUUUCAUCUUGGUACAACGUAACUCCGGACAAAAGACCACUCCGAAAAGUAUGUAGAAUUCCACCUGCCGAUACCUAUCCACAAGAUCCAAGGCAAGAAGAAGACAAUGUAACAACGGAAAGGCUCAAAAAAGGAUACCAGGUACCUCUUACACCUUAUGAAUUACAAUCAUUGGUAUUCAACGCUUCCGAAAACAAAUUAAGUCGGCUACCAGAAGCACAUCGUGCAUCCGAAAGGCUAUUAGCUUCAAUUCUUCAAAAGAAAGGUGAAUUCAAUGCAACAUUGGACAAAGAGCGACGGAAAAACAAAGAAAUUACUUGCCAAUUUGCUACUCAUUCAUCCCACAAUAAGCUCCGAGAGCGUGCGCAAUUUUUUGCCGAUUUGAGUCGAGGGAAGUCCUUGAAUUCGCUAGCCCGGAAGGUUCCUCAUAUUCGUAAAAAGGAGGAUAUUCUUCAAGAACUAUUCGAUUAUAAAAUCGAGUUCUCGAGAGCCAUAUGGUUUUACAAAAUAACAGCUGUUUUAUCAUUCAACAUGCACAAUGGAAAAACGAAAAAAUCGCUCAGCGAUUCUGCGUGUUUAGAAUACGCACAUUUAUGUGGCAAACAUUUGCGAUUCAUUUUGUUCAAAUUGUCUCGUAACGAAUUUUAUGAAAGAGAGGAAUACAUUGAAAAAUGGGAAUAUGCAUCUGUGCUAUUUAAAUUAAUGUUUGAUGAGGGAAUGCUGGAAAAACAAGAAUUCCUUAAUGAACUGUGCGAUAUUUUUUCGGAAUUGUUUCUAAAUAAGAAGAGUCAAGAGGAACCCGUGCUUCUGAAAUUGUUUAUGAAUUAUCUCGUGAAAUUUUCGUACCAUAUUAACCAGAGUUUGGUUCUUGCACGGAGAACGGCACAUAUAAUCGCAAUGAAGUUGCGCUAUCUCCAUGAUUAUUCGGAAGAAUGCAAGAGAUUUAUGCGAUAUUACAGGAGAAUUGUCUCAGAUACCAAAACCCCUGACGAAGAAAAUGAAGAUGAGAUUCUCAAAUUGCUACAAAAUGCAAAGGAAUACCAACAACCGAAACCGAUAAUGUUUGAUCCUGAAACGGAGAAAUAUGUCGAUAAUAGGGACAGUGAUUACGACUAUUCUGAUAGUGAAGAAGUCAGUGAUGAAGAGGAGGAAGAAAGUUUAGAUGAAGAUGAAGAGGAAAACGAGGAGUUGUGUGAACGAAAACAUCAGAAGAAACAUUCGAGAAAGAUUAAACGUGAAAUUAAAUUCGGAACUGAAUAUAUGAGUGAUUCUGAACCUGAGGAUGAUGCUGAAGAAAACAAAAAAGCUGAUGACAGAGCUGAUGAAAACGAGGCAGACGACGACGAAGAAGAAGAAGACACUGAUAUUGAAGUUCUCCUUGAUGAUAUUAUUGAUGAUACGAAUCUCGAAGAUGGCGAUGGUGUUUCCGAAGGAGUUGCGGAUGGUGCGUGCGAUGAGACCGCCGCGAGCGCCGUCGAAAUUGUUGAUCUUGAAGAUGUUGGAGAAUGUGCCACAGAUGGGGCUGUUGCCGUUGCGGAUAUAGAUGCUGCUGAUGCUGAAGUUGCCGUCGCCGAUGUUGAAUCAAUCAUCGAUGCAGAUGCUACUACCCAUGCUGAUGGAGAUGAUGACAUCGAUACCAAUAUUGAUGCCGAUUCGGAUUCGGAACUCGAUGUUGAUAUUGAUGCAAAUGAUUUGCAGGCCAUCUCAGAACUCGAGUUGGUCAUGUACUCUGAUGAUUACGAACUACGCUAUGCUCACGUAUUCAACCCUGCGCCUUAUCAACCACCAGUUAUGCCACAAUAUUCACUUCCAUAUGUUCCGAUGCAAAUGGAUUACGAGAUGGAGCCUCCAAAGUUAUUGCCACCUGACAAAAUCGUUUUUGAUCCACCUGUUUUGGAAUCAAAACCAGAAUUAGAUGAAAAACAGUGUUCAUCCGAGAAAAUGGACGUGGACAGCGAGUCUGAAAAAGAUGCUACAAUGGAUUCUGCCACGGAUGAUGAGGAUAAAAUGGACAUUGAUGGAACACCACCAUUAUCAGCAAAGGAUGGCGAGGAAAUGGAAGUGGACACUACCUCGAUGAGGGAUGACUCAGAUUCGCCACCACCAAUAAUUGAGAAUAACGAAGAUACGAACAAACCUGAAGACUCCAACGAAACUGCUGAGGGCCCAUCGAAAACGGAAGAAAACAAUGAGAAAAUGGAGAAUAAUGAGAAAAACGAAGGCGAUGGGAAGAUCGAAGUAAAAGGGAAGUGCGAGGCUGAAGAAAAGAACAAGUCUGACGAUAUCAUGAAAAAAGAAGGAAAAUCAGAAGAAGCAAAAAUGACGGGAAAGUCUGAAGACGAUAAAAUUUCUGACAAAGAGUCUACAACUGCUGAAAACGAUCUAAAAAUGGAAACUGAUAAUCCGUUGAAAGCUCCAGAUGAGGAAGAGAAAGCCAAAGAUGGAGAACGUGGUAUCGAAACAGCUGCGAAUGAUAAUGCAAAAGUGCCGAUCAACCUUACUGCUGGAAUUUUAGAUGAUGAAGAAGAUAAACAGAAAAAAACAUUCAAGCCGCUGGUAACUUUUAGAGGAUAUCGUGGAUUGGAAGAAUGUGGCAUGUAUUCGACAAGUGUUUACUUGAUGACAGCGAUGCUUCAAACGAUUGCAAUUGAGUCACCAGGCUCAUUGGUUUGGAACAAAUUCGUGAUAACCGAUGAGAAGAAACCACUAAUAAUUCGUCAGCUUUGUGGUUCGCCGUUGGAUUUCUUACCAUGUCCAAUAUACAAUCUUCCAAUGCCUCCAGGGUCUGAGAGAUUCGUCGAGAUUGUUAAACUUCGCAACAUCGAGAUCAUGCGUAGAAGCCAAGCUGUUCAGGAGCGCUGGAGUUUCAAUACGAUGGAACAAUUAAAAUUUGGCAGAGUCGUUGAAACAUGUGUAGAUGUUGUCAGCAUAUUGGAUGACGUUGAUUUAUACGAUACUAAUUCUAUUGCUGAAGCUGCGGAAAGUUUAUUCACGUUCCAAAGUAGCGCUUACAACGAAGAAGUUCUUAUAAGAAUAAAAUUGAUGAUGCUUUGGGCAAUCACGGAAGAACGAGAAGGAUCAUAUCGACCAACAUUGGUUGCUAAAAUCUUUCGCGCAGGAUGUGAUAUGGCCAAAACUGAUACCAUCGGAGAAUGGAGGAUACAAGAUGUUAUGAUUAACUUUAUGUAUUACGAUGGACCGCAAAACGGCCAACCAAAGUUUCUCAUGAAAUUUGAGGCAUGUAUUCAUUUGAUUCUCGAGCUUAUACGGGUUGGAGUUUUUGAUCACGACGCAUUUAUUAAAUAUUUGAUUAAAACCGGUUAUUAUGAUCAUACGCAACCUAUCAUGAAAAGAAUGAAGAAAGAAAAGGUGUCAAUCUUGAAAAAGAAAAUGAAGGAGCGUGACGCUAAGCAACCUGUGAACAAAAAGUUGGUUUAUUUCACAUCGGAGAAAUAUUUCCGCAGGCUAUAUCAGAGCCGCAAGAUUGAUAUGUACGAGAAGCUUGUUAUUCAGAUUCCUUUACCGCAAGAAGAAGCGUUCCAAGAUGAAGCAACCCAAAGAUUUCAUGUUUUAUACGGGUUGGGUGAUGCAUGCAAUGAUCAUUUGGAAGAUCUGAGAAAAAUUGCUUUUGACAUAUUCAAAAUCUGGCAGAAGAAAAUUUAUGUGGAGUUUUCCUCAAAAAUGGACACGGUCUGGUCACCGAGAAGACUGGAUACUCAACAACUGAAUGAUAUGAUGUUCAAAUUCAGAUGUCAAACGUUUUAUGAUCAAAUGGUGAUAACUGGAUGGUGUGCUGAGACAUUCAUGGAAAUGAUUGUUGAUUUUAAUCGUGGAGCUUCCCAACGGUUACCAACCGGCGAAGGUCUCGAUAUUCUGUUAAAAAUGUAUGAAACUUGUCAAGAUGUUACGGGCAUCUUCGAAAUGAUCGAACAGAUGGUACCUUUACUAAACGGAGUUGAAAAACGCAUAAAUGAUUUGGCGGCUGAUUGCAUUCCUGGAAGUAUUGCGUCUCAAAUGGGUUUCGUAUUUGUGACAUAUAUAAUGAAACACUGGCAAAGAUUCGUGCUUUAUGACAAUGCUCCCGAAAUUGUGAAUAUUAUGUACUCUAUUGUAAAAGACAUGUUGAGACUCAGAAACUUUCCAAUGACUUGUUGGGGAAGAAUGAUCGCCGUGUUUUGUGUUCACGCAAAGCAUGUGCUUUUAAAAUUAGAACCGGAAACGGAAAUGAUAAGCAGGAAAAGUGAUUUGAAAAAGAUUCACAACCUCGGAACUCAAGAAAAAUUGGAAUAUCGUCGAUAUAACGCUUUGUUCUUUCGCGAUAUUCUUGAAAAUCGCAAUACUAUGCUACGCUUCUUCUCAUAUCAUGAGUACAAAAAGCGUCUCUAUUCAUUUGAUGUCUACUCGAACCGAUAUUCGUUUGUGAUAAAUUCUCUCAUUGCUGCUAAGAAAUGCGAGCGAGAUUUUGACCGAAUCAGUGAGAUGGCAACGUUCUGUAGUCAUAUCACUGCACAAAUCCCAGGCUUGGCUGAUUACUGGAUUGGUGCGAUAAAAGGACUUUGCUUCUUGAGUAUCAGUCGAGAUCAUCAAUUUUCCGAACUUGGAAAUGAAAUUGACAUUACGGAUUGCUCUUGUCACUAUGCGUUGUCUACAUUUAUUAUGCUUCUCGCUGGAAAAUAUUCUUUCAACACCCCAAAACUUGCUUCAGAAAUGCUCACCAGCGUUGUGGGAAUGAUGUUCAAAAAAGAAGGACGAAGCAAGCCUGGAAGAACUGAGCCUGAUUUUGAGCCUGGAGUUACUCUCGGCCUGCUUAUUGUGUGUAAGCUGUGCUGCAAUAAAGAUGAUCCGUUUGAAUUUGCUCCUCACUAUCGUGGAUUUUACGAUAAGCAAAAGCUGAUUGACAACAAUGCUGAUGAAAAUUCGAUUCUGAUUGUUCAAUGGUUUGAAAUGGAUCGAAUUUUAUUCCCAAUCAUUAGCCAAGUUGGGUUGUUGAAUGACACAUUGCGAGCGAGAUAUAAGGAUUUAGACUUGGUCCUUCCUGAUGAAGUUGAGCAUACAAUGUACAAAAAAGAAUAUCUUUAUAAUAUCGUCAGAAUUGUACAACAAGCAAUUUGUGAGCAAGAAUGGGUUACUUUUAAAAUGUAUCGGAUUGUGCAAUCAAAUAACAUGGAGGCUUUCAACCACGACAAGCUCAAGCAAAACUGUUUGGGACAGCAAUUGCUGAGACUUGGGCUGCGCAGGAAAAGCGAAAGAAAAAUCGUACAAGAACUUGCUGUUGCAAAUGGAAAUUCGAAGAAGGCGCUCAUUGAUAAAUUGUUUUCUGUCAUGAACCUUUGGAACUUCCGUGCCACAAUUUUUGAUCUGACGUUGAUGAUCAAAGAAAUUUCGCCGGAUGGUGGACAGCGUCAUGCUCAGCAAGGAGCAAUUGCUGCUGACGCAUUGAUGAGUGAAAUAGGCAAAUGCUGUCGUGAUUUGUUCAUCAAUGCCUAUCGUGAAUCCUACGAUCUCUCAUUGUCCAACUUUGACUUCCGAUUCAGCGAUAUUACAAAGUACUGGUUGAUUGCGCCGCUCGUUAGAAUUUGCCCCAAGCCCCACAACAUUCCAGCUCAGUACGCCAAUUUCCAAAAUGGUUCCGUUUCCGGAAAAUUCUUGAAAGAAGCGGCUGCAAUGCUUGAUACAGCGUCUGAUCCAUCUAUUGAGCGGAUGAAUCAAAGUGCUUGGCUUCUUUCACAAUUGCCAUUUAUCAAUCUGAUUUUGUCGUGCUUGAAAGCGGAAAAGAGUCAGCUAAACAAAGACGUUUUUAUCAAUUCGAUUCACAAUCAAAUGCAGUGCAGUAUCAAUCGGUGUAGAGAAACGCCUGGAAAGUUACUUGAAAUCGAUGAACAUAGCGGUGCUGAACGCGAAUGCAUUCUGUUGCGAUUGUCCAUGGUUGGACACAUUUUCCAUGAAAUUUGCAAACCAGGUCAAUGCGAACCCUGGAGCCAUAUUUUGUAUCAAAUGAUGCUUCAUGGAAUUGUUAGCCCGGAUAAAGAAAAAGUUGUAUACGAUACCUGUUUCGAUAUGCUUUCGACUAUUAUGCUCUGGACACUUACGGAUCCAAAUACAUCAAGCCAAAUCCCCAGCGAGGGAGAUCAAGUGAAAUUCAGAUGGCCACAAUACUCUUCCAUCAUUAAGAAAUUGAAAAAAGAAUUAGCUGAUGCAAGAAUACCAGCAGAUCAAAGAACCAUUCUUACAUUUUUACCAAUUCCGAAAGCUGCAAUGGACAUUGUGAUUGUGGAACCGUUCGGAAUCAACCAACCACCCCCAAGAUUUCAUCGUAUGUAUCAACCUCCCCUUGGUAUUCGCCAUGGCCGUUAUGCUUACAUUCCUGUUGACAAGGUUAAAAUCUCUGCAUAUGACCUUACGGCAGGAUACAUGACAGAAGGAAAUGCAAAGGGUGGAUGGCGUUAUCAAUGGUUCCAGGCAACCAAGUUAGAUCGAAUCGCUGUUCCACUUCCAAAACAGUUUAAGAUUAUCGCAGCUCAUAAUCAUGUUCUCGAUUUUCCGAGACCAAGUCUUUUCAUGUUGGAAAACAUGCAAGAUGACCUUUAUCUGCAACCUCCAGCAAUCGAAAUCACCGGCGAAAUUGAGCAACCAGGAGAAGGAAAGGAUGCAAAAGAAUCGAAGGACAAUAAAGAAUCGAAAGAUUCCAAGGAUUCCAAAGAUGAAAAAGAUUCUGAAGAUGCAAAAGACGAGAAGGAAUCCAAAGAUGAGAAAGAUUCUAAAGAAGAAAAAGAGUCGAAGGAUGAAAAAGACUCCAAAAGCAAUAAAGAUGAUAAAGGCGCCAAAGACAAAGAAACAAAUGACAGCGAAGAUACGGGUAAAGAUAAUAAGGAUGGAGAGAAGGAAUCUGAUGAGAAGAAAAACGAAAAGACCCCUGACAAGAAAGCUAAUAAAAAGACUGACAAGAAGGAGGGAGAUGGAGAGAAGUCUCCUAAAAAUCAAUCUGCUGAAAAGAAAGCUUCGGAGACCAGUGAAAAAGAAAAAGUCAAAGAAGAUGACAAAAAGAUUGAAAAAUCGCCGGCCACGAAAGAAGAAUCGGAAUUCAAAUCGAAAAUUUCAAUGAAUACUGCAAGCUCUAUUGCACCAACAUUACCAAUUAAUGAAUAUUCGACUCCUGAUAUUACCGAAAUUCCGCCACCAAUAGAAAGAUCUGCUCCAAUCAGCGAAUCGCCAUCAAAGAGAGGACGUGGAACAAAACGAUCAGCUUCAAAUAGAGGAGGAAAUCGCGCUAAGAGAAGGCCUUCGCGUACAGAUGCUGCUCAAGGAUCAUGGUCUGGAUCGACGUAUCCGUCUUCUUCAAAUCAACCUCCGAUGAGUACUGGAUCCAGUGACGAGACAAAAGCAAAUAUUCGAAAUUUGCUUAAUCGCAAACAAGAAAAGAAAAAUACUACAGCUGCUGCAGCGGCUGCCGCUGCCGCUGCCGCUGCCAAUGCUACCGGCACGGGUGGAGCACCUUUGCAACCUUCUCAACAAAUUCCACCAGCGACCUCCGCUACUGGGAGCCACCAACAAUCGCAGCCGCCAAAAAGAUUACCUCCGAUUCCUCCUCCGUUGCCGAUUCAUAGUCAUAUGAGACCGCCACCAUAUACUAGCAAUCAAGGAAAUGAUUCAUUUAAUCAACGAAAACCAGCAUUGAAUGCACCUCAACAAGCAAAUUUUGGAUCUCUUGGAGGCAAUCAAGGAAACAGUUCGGAUGUAAAUUCGGCACAGCCCCCUCAACUACAAAAGCAACCUGUACAACCACCUCAAAAAUCUGAUCAGCUUCAAGAACCACCGCAGUUAAUGCAACAAGUGAUGCCAACACAACAUCAGCAAAUGAUGCAACAUAGUCAACAGCAGCAAACGGGACAGCAAAUGCCGGCACAACAGCAUCCAUCACAUCAACUUAGACAAUUUGGACAGCAACCCUCAGAACAGCAGCCUACUGUCCCGCAGCAACCAGGACAACAUCCGCCUGGACAACAGCAACCAGGUCAACAGCAGGGUGUUCAACAGUACUUGCCUGGACAACAACAACAAUCGUCACAACAGCUUGGACAAUCAGGAAAGCAACUUCAUGAACAGCAGCAUCCAGGGAAACAACAACCUCCGCAAAAUCAGUUCGCCCAAUAUCCGUUUGGACAACAACAGUCUAGUCAGCAAGCGUCAGGUCAACAGCAUCCUGGACAGCAAUUCCCUGGCCAACAACCCUCUGGCCAGCAACAUCCAGAACAGCGAUACCCAGGACAUCAAUAUUCAACUCAGCACAAUCCGGGACAACAAUACUCAGGUCAACAACAUCUCGGACAGCAGCAUCCAGCACAGCAGCAAACAACGCCGCAACAGCCAGUACAACAUUCGUUUGGAAAACAGCCAACAGAGCAGCAACAGCCAGGACAACAACAUUCUGGACAGCAACAACAGUCACAAAAUCAGUUUGGCCAACAUCCAUUUGGGCAUCAACAUCCUGGACAGCACCAACCUGGAAGUUCAUUUUUAUAUCAACAGCCCGGACAACAUCCGAUCGGUCAAUAUCCACCCGGACAACAUCUAACUGGUCAACAACCUGGUAAGCCACAGCCUGGAAAUCAGAUGCCUGGAAAUCAUCUAUCUGGACAACAACUACCUGGGCAGAAACUUCCUGGCCAGCCCCUUCCCGGUCAACAUUUAAUAGGACAUCAGCCAACUGAGCAACAACAACAACCUGGUGUUCAACCGCUUGGUCACCGGCAACAAGGGCAACAACAAUCUGGACUACAUCCAUUUGGGCAACAACCUUCUGGAGCACCAAGUCAACAAGUUUCACUUGGUCAACAUCCACAACAACAGCAAAAUCAGCAAGAAAAACACAAUGCACAGCAACAACAUCCGGUACCGCAACAACAACAGCAGACAACUCAGACUUCGUUCGGACGGCAGCUUCAGUCGUCAACCGAUCAAUUCAAUUCGCUCAGCUCGAUGAGCUCUCUAGCUGCUAGCUUCGGACAGCCUCCACCUAUUUCGCAAUCAACUGGAAUUCACAACCAACCACAACAGCAAGGAUCACAUGGACAAAAUUCUCAGCAGCCUCCGCUGAAUCGCAGCCAGCAAAAUAUGUUCCAGCAGCAACAACAGAUGCAACAGGAGCAGCAUCAGCGCCAACUACAACAGCAGCAACAGUUGCAACAAGAGAAACAGAAACAAGCUCAACAACAAGCCCAGCAACAAGCUCAGCAAAAAGCUCAGCAGCAAGCCCAGCAACAAGCGCAGCAACAAGCGCAGCAACAAGCUCAGCAGCAAGCCCAGCAACAAGCGCAGCAGCAAGCUCAGCAACAAGCUCAGCAACAAGCGCAACUGGCACAGCAGAAAGCUCAACAACUUGCACAUCAACAGGGUCAACAACAAGCUCUAAACAAUGCACAGCAGCAAGCGCAACAAGCUCAACAAGUAGCUCAAAAACAGGCUCAGCAACAAUCUGAAAAGGAUGAGCGGGCUACAGGCUAUAAUUCUAAAGAAGAUAUGAAACGCCGGAAGCUCGAUGCAGCGAAUUCCUCCGCCACUUCCAAACAAGUCAUCAAUGGGUAA